AUGAUUGACCCAGGGACCGUUGUAUCUGUACUCGAGCUCGUCGGGAUUGUUGUGAAACGCUUGGUCGAAGCUGGCCAGACCAUACAUGAUGCUCCAGAAAGUCUCGCUCAAGUCAUCAAAGAGGCCGAAAGGCUUCGGGCGCUCUUGGACCGGUUGCUGAUCUUCCAGAGGGCACUUCCUCCGGCACAGCAAGAAAUCCUGGACAAGCAAGUGAGUUCGGCGGAUUGUAUUGACCUUCUGAAAAGAUUAGACGACCUCACGUCUGGCAAGGGACCGGACAGCAAGGAUGGCGAUGGAAGAGAAGAGAAGAUGAAGUUCGCUCAUAGAUGGUGGUGGCUCCGGAAGAAGGAUGUUGUGGAAGCCCUAGUGAGAAAACUGGAGAACCAGAUAGAGAAUGUGUCGAAGCGAUUAGUGAACGAGUACCUAUUUCAAAACCAUCAACAACUCUCCCAAAGCUCCGAGCAAGUCUCGAAGAUAUUGGAACUGGUCAUGUCCAUGGCGUUGAGGUUGAACUCAGACGAUCCUGGAACGGCUCGAUUUGAUGACAACGGCAUAUAUUCGCCCUACAAAGCCCAGGGUAUUGCCUGGUAUGGGCAAUUUCGUUGCAAGCCAGGGCAAGAUUGCACAAUGCCCUACUUUCGAGACCGACGCAAACUAGCUGACCUGGCUUGGGCGGGCGACUGGAAGAAGGUGAUGAGGCUGCUCGAGCACGCCCACGGGGAUUACAGACAGAAUUGGAUCAACUGCACUCCAUUAUAUCAUGCUGAUGAGGCGGACCGCAUCACCAGUGGAUUCAGGCCUUUACACCAAGCGGCAUGGCACGGUGACAAAUCAGCUGUGGAAGGUCUUUUAAAAGGAGGCGCUUGGCGUCUCGUGAGGACUGUGCGCGACACAAAAGAUUCGAGCGAAUUCAGCACUCCGCUGGACAUUGCCAGGGAGCAUGGGUGGAGGGACCUUUACGACAAGCUUAGUCCUGUCAUCAGGAGGCCACUUAACCAUAAGACAUUACAGGCUCUUCAGCUUCACCUCCAUAAUUUGAUCAGAGACACGUUCGGCACUCAUCCGGACGCACAUCUCGAUUGCUUCCUCCUUCCAGAGCUGGAGAUCCUAACGGAGUUUGACCGGUCGAGGAUAUGGUUCCCCUUGAAUCCUGAACUGCUUGACACCAGAGACGGAUUGGCGGUGCAUGUCGUACUGGAACGUAACGAGCUAGUCGUGGUCAUGCGCUGGAGCAGAACCGUGAGGAAGAACUAUCGGAUUUCAAUGUCAGGGGUGCAGGAAAUCCAACAGGCUGUGGUGCUUCACUGA
This is a messenger RNA of Cladophialophora yegresii CBS 114405, 1308 nucleotides long. RefSeq lists its product as uncharacterized. Gene Ontology annotation, molecular function: protein binding. The record is from RefSeq and is a predicted model, not a curated record. Bases 1 to 1308 code for a protein of 435 amino acids. NCBI's taxonomy places the organism in Eukaryota, Fungi, Ascomycota, Eurotiomycetes, Chaetothyriales, Herpotrichiellaceae. The transcript has 4 exons.